GAGGCACUCAAUCUACCAGAAUUGCUCCUAAUUAAGCGGCGCUCGGUUCGCCGCCGCCUGCAAUCGGACGGUACAAAGCCGCGGGCAGAUUAGUAGUUGCGCUAGCUCCGAGCCAUUUCCAGAAUCCUUCGUGGGAGUUGAUGUCCGGGGGGCUUAUGUACAGCAUGACGGAGUCGGGUGGCAGGCAACGAUGAACCCAGCAAAUAGUACCGGAGCCCGGGAGGAAAUCCUCUUUAGCCCCACUGCCUACAAAGUUCUGGCAGCCGGCGUAGGCACGAUCGGCGUGGUGGGGGUCUGCAACAAUUUCUUGAUGUUGCUGCUCUACUGCAAAUUCAAGAGGCUCAAGACUCCCACUAACCUGCUUCUGGUGAAUAUCAGCAUCAGCGACUUACUCCUGUCCGUCUUCGGAGUCGUCUUUACCUUUGUCUCCUGCGUGAGAGGGCGAUGGGUUUGGGACUCCACCGCCUGUGUCUGGGACGGUUUCAGUAAGAGCCUAUUUGGAAUUUCAUCAAUAGUGUCACUUGCAGUCCUAUCGUAUGAGCGCUACAUCCGGUUGGUGAAUGCAAAGGCAAUUGACUUUUCCUGGGCCUGGCGUGCUAUCACCUACAUCUGGCUUUACUCACUGGUCUGGUCUGGAGCACCACUAAUCGGCUGGAACAGAUACUCUCUGGAGCUGCAUAAACUAGGCUGCUCGGUGAACUGGGACUCCAGGAACCCAAGUGAUACAUCGUAUGUCCUCCUCUUAUUCCUGGGCUGCCUGCUCGUCCCUGUAGGUGUUAUAGCUUACUGCUAUGGGAAUAUUUUGUAUAGCAUAAGGAUGCUUCAACAUAUUCAGGACCUCCAGUCAGUCCGACUUGCAAAGAUAUUAACAUAUGAGAAGAAUAUGGCGAGAAUGUGCUUCUUCAUGAUCACUAUAUUUUUGUUCUGUUGGGUGCCGUAUGCAGUGUUGUCCUUCAUGCUAGUUUAUGGCUAUGCUGAUAAAAUUACUCCCACUGUAACCAUAAUUCUUUCACUACUUGCCAAGUCAAGCACAGCAUAUAAUCAUAUCAUUUAUCUCUUCAUGAGCAAAAAGUAUCGAUGGUGCCUAAUGCAACUGCUUUGCUCUCGCCUGAUGAGAAUUAAGUGGGUAAUAAAAGAUCAUGCUGUUCGAGUCCGGGGUGAGAAGCCAGGAAAACCUAUUGUCCUGUCUGAAAAGGUUGUGGAGCGGCCUAAAAAGAGAGUGACUUUCAGUUCAUCUUCGAUUAUCUUUAUCAUAACUAGUGAUGAAACUCGGGAUAUCGAUAGCACUGCUGAUGUUAACUCCACAAACCUGAGUGUUGUACAAGUGAGACCAUUAAAGUCAGAAAGAGCAUAAACCGGAAAUAAAAAUGAAUAUUGUGGAACAG
Molecule: messenger RNA, 1385 nt
Organism: Stegostoma tigrinum
Lineage: Eukaryota; Metazoa; Chordata; Chondrichthyes; Orectolobiformes; Stegostomatidae
Gene: opn3
Product: opsin 3
Exons: 4
Coding region: 191-1354 (387 amino acids)
Biological process (GO): G protein-coupled receptor signaling pathway
Cellular component (GO): membrane; photoreceptor outer segment
Molecular function (GO): G protein-coupled receptor activity
Source: RefSeq, a predicted model, not a curated record